Messenger RNA from Candidula unifasciata, 521 nucleotides. The record is from the annotation of a GenBank genome assembly. NCBI's taxonomy places the organism in Eukaryota, Metazoa, Mollusca, Gastropoda, Stylommatophora, Geomitridae.
GAUUUUUUGCCAUAUUACAUUCUUGGCUGAAUGCUUUUGCUGAAAUGUUGCGAUUUGGUGACAGAUUAUUCUACAAGGAUUGGUGGAACUCAACAACAUUCUCCAACUACUACAGAACCUGGAAUGUUGUUGUACAUGACUGGCUUUAUACCUACAUUUAUAAAGAUGUCUGCAAGUUGGUUGGACAUAAAUACCGUGCUGGAGCCAUGGCCUGUGUGUUCAUAAUCUCUGCUGUUUUCCAUGAGUACAUUCUAACCUGCACAUUCAAGUUUUUCUAUCCAGUGCUGUUUGUCAUGUUUGCUGGGGCUGGAUUUGGUUUCAUUUUUCUGACCGACAAGGGCUCGAACCGCAGCUGGAAUGUUUUUAUGUGGGUGGCACUAUUUAUUGGUAACGGUAUGCUGAUGUGUCUCUACAGUAUGGAGUUCUAUGCCAGGCAGAACUGCAUCGCCAGCAUGGAAAGCUUAUUGGACUUUGUUAUUCCAAGAUCCUGGUUUUGUGUAUCACCUUCAUCCAAGCUAUAG